AUGACCUGCCCUGCUCAUUCAUACUACCUGCACCUCUCACACCAACCAAUAGUGGAUGAUGAAUUCCCUCCUCUCAGCAGCCAGUUGAAGGAUAGCCAACCUAUCGACACGUUUGGUUUCCUAAAAUCCCAACUGCCCAGUGAUUCUGCUGGCCGUGCAGGCACACCUACCCUUCCGCCAGGUCUUCCUUUGCCCCACUCUCACCCGGCAUCUGCUAUUUUCCAAGAACAAAGGGACUCAUCUAAACCGUCGUCCCCGGCCCCUAUCGUGCCUCCUGGACUGGGGGCCACUCCAUCUCACUCUCGUCCAAUAAGCCCUGAGCUUGGCAUGCGCACAGGGAACUCAUCGGUACGCACCAAAGAUGCAUCUCAGAUCUCUCUGGGGUCACCCAUCGCGAAACCGAUUCGUAAGCCUCGAAUCAAUACCAAAAUAGACGUUCCAGCCUCUAGCGAUGAUAAGGAGACUGGUGGAUUGGAUAGUCCGCAUGUGGGCGCAAAGGCAAGCCCAGCCAGCGUGAGCGUGCCAUUGUCAUCGCAAGAGACCUCUUCUGUGCAUUCUGAGCGUGCCCUAUCUGGGACGUUUACAUCUGCGUUUACAGCUCGACCUGGCUCAGUCUCUGCUGUCUCUGCUAUCGGUUCACGCCCUAACACACCUUUGACAACAACCUCUCGGGUUUCUGAUUCUUCUGCCCCUCGCCAAACACGCAUCCUCCGUGUCGUUGAUACCCCGAAAUCUGAAGCAUCUCGUCAAAUUGGACCAGCAUCAGUUGCCGGCACAGGCAAGUUGGGGUCUCCGAGACACAGUGUCUCUUCUAUCAGUAGACCAGAUACUCCUGGUGAUUUCGGCUCCGAGGCAGAUCUUUAUCCCUCCGGCUCUGUAUCUCGUUCAAACUCCCCUCCUGCCUCCAAUCGCAUUGGCUCUGCUCCGAUCCGCGCGGUCACCAAGAGUCAGGCCAAGAAAGAACGGAGACAGAAAGCGAAGGAAGCGGAGGCCAAAAAAGUCGAAACUACUUCUGUGACUGAAGAGCCUGUUCAAGCCCCAAUCAUGGGCAGAAAGCGCAAGACCAAGAAGGCACCCGCCACUGCCCUUGAACCUGGUGAUGUUGCACCGAUCCUUGCUGAGACCGCAAGCCCUGUCAAAAGUCGUGCUGAAUCGCCCAAAAAGGCGGAACCCAAAAAGGUGGAACCCAAAGCUGAACCUCUCAAGAAAGUAAAGGCCAAGGAGCCAGUGGUGGAAGAGAUUAAGGCACCCUCUGAGGCGCCUUCUGUAGUAGAGGAGCCCCUUGAGCCCAAGACCCCUCCUGAGGCUUGGCGCUCUCACAACACCAUCGGGCAGCUGCUCAAAGAUGUUGAGGAGACUAACUGUUUGAUCAAAGACUUGUUUAUGGAACGCACCAAGCCUCUGCAUGUCCUGCUUGCCGAGAUGCACCGAGACGGGGAACUUGAUCUUAACAAGAGCUCUCUGUUCAAUCCUGCCAACCUCAGCCAACGCAUUGACAUGAAGUGCACUGCUGAUGACUACGAGGACUUGAAGCAACCUACUGAACUUGGGGAAGAACAUCGAAAGACCCUCCUUCGUGGCGAGCCCGUCCGAGUGGGUACUCAGGCCCUCAAGAACCGGUGUCUUAUCACCCCUCGGGGUUGCGUGCUUCGACACCUCGAACCUGAAGAGGAAGAGCGAUAUCUUCAACUGGAGAAGAGUCGCAAUGGAGUCAUUGAUCCGUUCGUGGUCGGCGACGACUCGAGCAACAUUAAUGGUGGCCUUGAGGCACUCUUCGUGAACCCAGAAAAGUACAACCUUUUCUGGGUAGACGACGCUAUGGCCCAGAUGGGAUCCUCAUCUCCCGUCCUAGAGCCCACCGAUGCCAUAAUUCCGCCCAAUGUUCUUUCUGCGAUGGAGGCAGAUAGUACCCGCAGUCACGACUGGGCCGUCGCCCACUCUGCCGAGCUUCUCCAGACUACCACGGCCGCCGUACGCUCCUUCGCGGCCGCUACCGCCAAACAGCUGCUCGGCUCCGCUACCAUCCCUGGCAGCAAUCCCACUCUCGACGACGUCGCGGCGAUGACGGAUGAGGAGCUGAAGAGUCUUUCCGGCAAGUCGCAAAAAGACCUGGAAACUACACGCAAGGAAAUGGACUUGCUGGACAAGAAGUUCACUGGUCUUCUUCGCCGCAAUAAGAAGCUCCAACAGCAGGCUUUGUCUCUCGCCGAGUCUGCGAACUAA
Penicillium pulvis is the source of this 2223-nucleotide messenger RNA. RefSeq lists its product as uncharacterized. The coding region runs from base 1 to 2223 and encodes 740 amino acids. NCBI's taxonomy places the organism in Eukaryota, Fungi, Ascomycota, Eurotiomycetes, Eurotiales, Aspergillaceae. The record is from RefSeq and is a predicted model, not a curated record. The transcript is spliced from 2 exons.